Messenger RNA from Petromyzon marinus (sea lamprey), 4942 nucleotides. It is a transcript of the gene RAD50, whose product is annotated as RAD50 double strand break repair protein. Lineage: Eukaryota; Metazoa; Chordata; Hyperoartia; Petromyzontiformes; Petromyzontidae. Gene Ontology annotation, molecular function: ATP hydrolysis activity; double-stranded telomeric DNA binding; G-quadruplex DNA binding. Gene Ontology annotation, biological process: telomere maintenance via telomerase; chromosome organization involved in meiotic cell cycle; telomere maintenance via recombination. Gene Ontology annotation, cellular component: Mre11 complex; condensed nuclear chromosome; nucleus. The record is from RefSeq and is a predicted model, not a curated record.
CAAUAAAAAAACAACGACGCGGGUGACGUAAUUUGUUUAUAGAUUAAAAAAACGAGUGACGUCACAUUCCCGCGUGCAUCGAUCGGGGUCUGCGCGGACUCCGUCACGGGCGCAAUCGACAGUGCAGUACAACUCUCUCCUCCGUUGUCGAUAUCUUCGCGAUACACGGCGACGCGACGCGAGUGGCGACUGAGAAAUAGCCGGGACGACGCAAUAUCACGACUCUGGACACAAAUUAAGAGAAAAUGGCCAAAAUAGACAAGAUGAGCAUCCUGGGCGUACGGAGCUUUGGCAUCGGUGACUGCGACAAGCAAGUGAUCACUUUCCACACGCCGCUGACCAUCCUGGUGGGCCACAACGGCGCUGGCAAGACGACGAUAAUCGAGUGCUUGAAAUACAUCUGCACUGGUGACUUCCCACCAGGCACAAGCGGUGCUUCCUUCAUUCACGACCCAAAGGUGGCCCACGAGACGGAUGUAAAAGCGCAAAUUCGACUACAGUUCAUGGAUGUGAACGGUGACAAGGUAACCGUGCAGCGAUUGCUGCACGCCACACAGAAGGCCAAGAAAGUGGAAUUCAAGACCUUGGAGGGGGUUUUCACCCGACUGAAAAAUGGAGAAAAGUACAGCAUCAGCUCAAAGUGCACCGACAUGAAUCGCGAGAUGAUCACCGCCCUUGGUGUCUCCAAGGCCGUCCUGUCAAACGUCAUAUUCUGCCACCAGGAGGACUCUAACUGGCCGCUCAGCGAGGGGAAGGCUCUCAAGCAAAAAUUCGAUGAAAUAUUCUCUGCAACCAGGUACAUCAAAGCACUGGACUCGCUGAGCAAGGUGCGCAAGGACCAGGGCUCCAUCGUGCGAGAGCUGCAGGCCGUCGUGAAGCUGCUGCAGCAGAACAAGAACAAGGCGGAGGAGCUGCAGCGGGAUCUUGAUGACAUUGUCGCAAAACUGGAGGCCUCCCGGGAGAGCGUGCUCACCAUCGACCGGGAAGUCAGCCCGCUCGAGAUAAACCUGAAGGACGUCGAGAGUAAGCUAGCAGUGGUGGUAAGAUUGGACAACGAAGUGAAGGCCACGCAGAGCCGUAAAGCUCAGAUGGAGGUGGACAGUCGAGACCUGCAGGAGAAGAUGGAACAGGUGUUUCAAGGCACGGACGAGCAGCUGCAGGAAGCUUACAGCAGCCACCAGCGCAGGGUGCAGGAGAAGGAGCGUCGGCUUGGGGAGCGGCAGCGCGAGCUGGAACGCGUCAACAGGGAGGUGCUCCGUCUCCGCAACGUCAAGGGGGGGCUGCACGUGGAGCAAGGCAAACUACAGCAAGAGGCGGAGAGGCACGCGUCCAUUAUGAAGCGUCGAGACGAGCUGGUCCAGACCCUCGCGUCAGAGCUGGGGCUUGACGGGUACAGCAGCGUCCCGCUGUCCGACCGGCAGGUGUCCAGCUUCACGAAGCUCGUCCGAGAGAGAAUGGAGCAAGACAACAACAACGUGAAGCGCCUGCUGCACGAGUUUGAGGAAAAGGAAAACGAGAAGCAGCGUCAGAUGGACGACACCAGGGAGCGCAAGACGGCGGCCGAGAGCUCGGUGCAGCUGAAGCGUGAGCUGCUGGGCGACAAGCAAGCCGAGCUGGAGGAGAAGCGCGCCGAGCUGGGUCGGCUGCAGAGCUCCGGGGACCGGCUGCAGGUCGUCGAGAGCGAGCUAAGGGACACCGAGCACCAGCUGGAGGUGGCGGAGGGCUCGUCGCAGGCGGAGGGGCUGCGCACGGAGCUGCAGCGGAUGCAGCGCGAGCGCACGGAUUUCGACAGCCUCCUCCGCCGCCUCGACCACGAGAUGUCCACGCUGAACCUGCACACGCAGGCCCGCACGCAGCUCGACAUGCACAACAAGGAAAAGGUGGAAAAGGAGGAGCAGAUCCGGCGUAUCCGUUUGCGGCAUGACAAAACGCUGGUGACGUUCGUGGGACACUUCCCCAGCAAGGGAGAGCUGGAGAUGUGGCUGGACCGUCGUUCCCAGGAGAGGCGACAGCUGCACGCCAAGAUCCAAGGUCUCAACAAGCAGCUGGCAUCGGCGGAACAGAACAAGUCCCACCUGACGACGGAGCUCCGUCGCAAGGAGGAGCGACUCAAGGAGAACGAGGAGCAGCUGUUUGAGCUGUGCGGGGGUCGUGACCUCGAAAGUGAUCUGCUGGCGCUGCAGGACCAGAUUGAGCGCACCAACAAGCAGCGAGCGAUGCUCGCCGGUGCCUCGGCCGUGUACACCCAGUUCAUCAGCCAGCUCACGGAGGAGUCUGGACCCGACGACGUGGAGGGUAUGGGGGCGGCGGCAGGGUGUGGCGGCGGCGGCGGCGGCGGCGGCGCUGGUCAGGGGUCGCCGUGCUGCCCCGUGUGCCAGCGUGCGUUCCAGUCCGAGUCGGACCUCGCCGAAGUGGUGAACGACCUCCAAGCCAAGCUGCGGCUGGUGCCCGACAAGCUGCGGGCCACCGAGACCGAGCUGACUCGCAAGCAGAAGCGGCGCGACAACAUGAUCCAGCUCAAGCCCGUGCAGCAGAGGGUGGUGGAAACUAGCGAGAAGGAGCUCCCAGAGCUGCGCAACCGUCUAUCGAGCCUCAACCAGGAGAUCCAGCGGCUGAAGAACUCUCUGGACGAGGAGGAGACGCUGCAGGCCACGCUCGAGUCCGAGGAGGACGCCGUCAAGAGCUGCCAGCAGGACGUGGCGCUCAUGGACCGCUUCCAGAGCGACCUCAGGGAGCUGGAGAGGAAGGUGGCGCAGCAGAUGGCACGACUUGCGGGCGUGGACGUGGAGCGCACGCUGCAGGUGGUCGGGGACGAGAAGCAGGAUGUUCAACGCAAGCUCGACAACGUGAACAACGCUUUGGAGCUGAAGCGAUUGGCGCUCGAGACGGACGUGGAACGCAUCAACGAGCUUCGGUCGAGGGUCAACUCCGUGCGGGAAGAGAGGCUGCGGCUGGCGGCUGGCAUGCAGCGCAUCCAGGCGCUGCGAUCCGUCACUGCCGAGCUGGAGGCCGAAACGAGCGACCUCAAGAGGCAGAUCCAGGAGGCACAGGAGCAGGUGCUGCCACUGGAAGGAACGCUGAGGAAGCUUCAGCAGGAAAAGGCAGAAAUCACAGCGAGGAAAACUCGCGAGCACAACCAGGAAGCACGCCGGAUAACUGAUUUGCAAGAUAAAAACAAGAACAUAAUAACAUACAUGAAAGAAGUGGACACAUACAUUAAUUCUGGACGAGACCAGCUUAAUAAGAAGAAGGAACUGGAGAUGCAGGAGGUGGCGAGGGAGCUGAGUGGCGAGGAGGAGAAUCAAGUGCAGAUCGGCCGCGACAUCAGCGGCAUCCGGCAGGAAAUUGACACGCAGAAGGUACGGGAGCGCUGCCUGCAGGACAACCUGACUCUGCGACGACGCCAGCAAGAGCUCGCGAACGUGGCCAACAACAUUAAUCGCCUGCUGGAGAAGAUGGGCAGCAUGAACGUCAUGCAGCUGAAAUCAGAGCAGGAGCGGCUGAUCGGUCACCUGGAGGAGCUGAAAAGCAAGCGGAGUCGCGCCCUGGGAAGGCAGCAGGGUCUUCAGGACGCGAAGUACAAAUUCGAAGUGCAGCUCAAGGAAAAGCAGUUUCGAGAUGCUGCUAAGGAGUACAUGGACAACAUAAUCGUCAUGAAAACGAGCGAGCUUGCCUGCAAAGACCUGGACGUUUACUACAAGGCUCUGGACCAGGCUAUCAUGAAAUUUCAUAGCAUGAAGAUGCAAGAGAUCAACAAGAUUAUCCGUGACCUGUGGAGGAACACUUACAGGAGUCAAGACAUCGAGUACAUCGAGAUCCGAUCGGACGCUGACGAGAGCGCGUCGGCCUCCGACAAGCGGCGCAACUACAACUACCGCGUGGUGAUGGUGAAAGGGGACACGCCUCUGGACAUGCGAGGUCGCUGCAGUGCUGGCCAAAAGGUACUGGCGUCGCUGAUUAUCCGGCUGGCCUUGGCAGAGACGUUUUGUCUGAACUGUGGCAUUUUGGCCUUGGACGAACCGACCACCAACUUGGACCGAGAGAACAUAGAGAGCUUGGCACAUGCACUAGUCGAGAUCAUAAAGAGCCGCUCGCGACAGCGGAACUUCCAGCUGCUGGUGAUCACUCACGAUGAGGACUUUGUGGAGCUGCUGGGCCGCUCCGAGUACGUGGACCACUUCUACCGAGUGCGGAAGAACAACGAACAGUGCUCUGAAAUCGUCAAGUGCAGCGUCAGCACCCUGCAGGCAUCCGUUGCGUAGAUCUUAGACUCCAGCGCAUCGGGAGGUGGCCCCGUCUUUUUGAUUCCUUGUAACGCGGGGCCUACUAAGAGGCCUGGAAAUAUAUUCUUAGGGACCAGAGUAUGCCAUUGAAAAUAUUACAGCUGUACUUUUGUGGGUGCAGAGUAGGAGCAUAUUACUGCGUAAAUUUUGCAGUUGUGCUGUAUAGCCCUCUGAUGUGAUUUUGGGUUUGGACGCAUGUCUGCUUGGCAUGAUGGAUGUGUCGCUCCUUUAGAAACUUCAUUCACUUCAUUGACUUCAACAGUUCUUGAAAAACUUUGCAAAUGAAGCAAACAUUGGCUAGCAUAUCGAGAAAUACGCAGUACAACCUAAAAAUACAUAGGAUAGCUACAAUAGAAAUUUCCUAAAUCAGUGCUGUCCAUAUUUUACAUUGAUUCGGUUGGCCGUGAUUUGCCAUGAGUUGAGUUUUAUAACUUGAUUCUCAAUAACAUUGACUCCAGGAGCAUUUACUGACGUAAGGUUAUUGUUAAAUACACCUUUCUCGGGGAAAAUUGUCAUUAAAAAAAAUGUUAAGUUUAAAGUUAUUUUCAAAGGGAACGUAUGAACAUUAUGCACGUUCUACACAAACAAAAAAUUUUGAUUGGAUGACAUGACCGUGUAAAAAAAUGUGUGGAACUAUAAAAGCAACUUUUGUUCUUCCA